Messenger RNA from Mesorhabditis belari, 243 nucleotides. NCBI's taxonomy places the organism in Eukaryota, Metazoa, Nematoda, Chromadorea, Rhabditida, Rhabditidae. The record is from the annotation of a GenBank genome assembly.
AUGGAAAUUGAUAUCAAAAAGGUGGUCGAGAUCGUCAAGAAUUACAACUCUCACAUUUUGCUGGCCGUUGAUAACACUUUUGCGACACCGUACUUCCAAAAACCGAUCGAUUUCGGAGUGAAUAUUGUCGUGCAUUCCAUGUCAAAGUACAUUUCCGGUCACUCGGAUGUGAUCAUGGGAGCCGUGAUCACAAAUUGUGAUCAGAUCAAUAAUGAUUUAAAGCGGAUACAAAAUGGUAGGAAA